CACCUCCGUGUUUCCAUCCCUGGUCACUGGUGGCCGCCACGCUCGUUCAAUACCUACUCGUACUCAGCCAGGCUAAUCCUAGACAGACUAAUGCUUCCCCCGUCGCCCACGAACGACCCGCUUGCACCACAUCGCUAUGGACUCCAUGGGCACGCUCAUUCUAAGCACCCUUCUGACGCAAAGUAUCUUGGCAACCUUAGGGCGGUUCCCCUGGCGGCUGUAACGCGUACAACUUCUCAGCUCUCGUCUCAGUCAGUCGCGUCGUAUUCCUCUACUACCGAGUUAGUCCCGCAUCCAGACAGUAAACGCGAGAAGAGGAAGAGCCUCAGAGACAGAGUUGUAUCCUGGAGCUGGCGCUCCGAAAAAACACCGGAUUCUGAAAUGACCCGAUUUGGCGAACCAGAGGAAAGUGUUCCUGGCAAUACGAAGCGGAAACGUAUCAAGGCGUGGCAGGGCUGGCGUUUUAUUCUCUUUGGCUCUUGGUUCAACGUCUUCUUGCUACUAAUUCCGAUAUCGUGGAUCCUGAAGCUUGCUACCACCGAGUCUGACACUCUGAUUUUUACAUCGUGCAUGCUAGCCAUGAUCCCCUUGGUCAAGCUUCAUGAUCUCGCGAUCAGUGUUCUCUCGCGUCGCAUAGGGGGUACGAAGACCGGCCUCUUGAAUGCCAGCUUCAGUAACAUCGUCGAGCUUGUGGUAGCGAUCACUGCUCUUCGCAAAUGCGAGCUGCGCGUUGUCCAGUCGUCGUUGAUCGGUUCCAUUUUGAGCAAGCUUUUGCUCAUACUCGGAAUGUGCUUCUUUGCUGGUGGGAUGCGGUUCUCUCAGCAAGAUUUCAAUCACACUGCGACACAAAUACAUUCAUCUCUGCUGAGCAUCAGUGUAGGGGCUGUUUGUUUACCUGCCGCCUUCCACUUCGCCCUUACGUACAGUGAAGCGGAUGCCGAGCAGGCGGGGACUACAUUGGACCAGCAGAAGCAGGAUCUCUUGAAGAUGAGCCACAGCGUAUUCUAUUUUUCCUAUCUUCUCUUCCAACUCUGGUCACAUACGCACCUCUACCAGGACAGCUCCACGCCAAGCGCCAAACUCCCCGUCGCUGUAUCUAUGCGUUCCAUGACAUCGCGCGUCAGGCUCAACAGCGGUAAAGGCAUGCGUCGAUCUCAUUCACAAGCCUGCUCUGUAGGAUCUGCUCAGCCUGAUACUCCCUUGCCUCCGGCCGAGGCGGCGGAGGAGCUCCCGGAGAUGAGUUGGGUAAUGAUCAUCGUUCUCCUAACCACUGUCACGGUGCUCGUCACCAUCGAUGCGGAGUGGUUGGUGGACUCAAUGGACAGUCUCUCACCUACGCUCAGUAAGGAGUGGAUAGGGCUCAUCCUCUUGCCCAUUGUGAGCUCAAUCGCAGAAUGUGUCACCGCCGUGAAUGUUUCGGUAAAGGACCAGCUGACUCUGAGCAUCAGUGUCGCGGUGGGCUCCACUAUUCAAACCGCUCUCUUUGUCAUUCCGUUCAUGGUCAUACUGGGUUGGAUACUGAACAAACCGCUGGCUCUGUUGUUUGACCCGUUCGAGACAGUUGUUCUGUACAUCUCAGUUCACAUCAUGGGCUACGUCGUGGCCGAUGGCAAGUCAAACUGGCUCGAAGGGGUCAUUUUGAUCAGCUUGUAUCUUGUUAUCGCCGUGACCUUCUGGUUUUACCCAGGCUCAAGCUUCUCGAGCAACCUGGCUGUAUGCGUCGAUACUAUCGCUCCCCCAUAGACCCUUAGGGACAUCGGCUUCACUGCCCACGGCCUGCCCUCAUCAUCUGUCGCACGGAUACCCACACAUUGAACCUUCUAGCAUUCUAGUUAAAUACCUGGAUAAUCUCAUACCAAUCGUAGAUAGACCUUCCUCAUGCACUGUACAUUUCUACUAGUCAUUUUGUCCAUGUUGUAGCUAUAGCAUUUGUAGAUCUGUAACAACCCUGAUAGGACACUAUCUUACCC
Postia placenta MAD-698-R-SB12 is the source of this 1970-nucleotide messenger RNA. RefSeq lists its product as hypothetical. The transcript has 20 exons. Gene Ontology annotation, cellular component: fungal-type vacuole membrane. Gene Ontology annotation, biological process: intracellular calcium ion homeostasis; calcium ion transmembrane transport. Gene Ontology annotation, molecular function: calcium:proton antiporter activity. The record is from RefSeq and is a predicted model, not a curated record. NCBI's taxonomy places the organism in Eukaryota, Fungi, Basidiomycota, Agaricomycetes, Polyporales, Adustoporiaceae. Bases 91 to 1743 code for a protein of 550 amino acids.